UAAAUAAAUAUAAAUACAAAAAUAUAAUUUCGCAUAUAAAGAAAAAACCAAUUAAGCAAAAAAUUGCAGAGACAAGAAAAAACUUAAGUGAAGAACUCAUUAAAAAAAAGCGCCCAAGUCACGGCCCGCAAACAAAAAGUACAACAAAUAACAACAACAACAACAGAAAGCAGCCGCAAGAAGCGCAGCUUGUGAAGUGAAGCAGCAAAAGCUGCCACGCCCCGUCAGCCAGCCGCCCGCCCAAUUGCCACAGCAGUCAAGACUGAGCUUCGGACGUUUUAUCGAAAAAUUUCCAAGAAACUUGAAGUGCCACAAAACGCCGCGCAAGACAGAGACAAGCCAGUGAGAGCGAGACAGACACAGAGCGAGAGUGAGAAAGAGAGAUAGCGAGAGAGAUAGAGAGAGAGACAGAGGCAGUGUGAACGAAAGAGACACGCAUAGUGUGUGAAAGAGUACGGUAGAGUUUCAAAAACUCCGCAGCGCAAAGCGAUACGUCUUUUUUUUUCAAGUGUACGGCUAGGUUUAUUUUUUUUGUGUGCCCGUGUCUGUGAGAACAAGAGCAACAACUGUGAUGGGAGAUCGGCCAAAGGCGACAACAACAACAUCAGGAGCAGCAGCAGCAGCAGGUGUAGGAACUAGUGAAGCAGCUAUCAUGGCAGCAACCGCUCCGGAAGGUCCCGCCCAAGCCAACGGGAAUGGGAAUGGCAACGGCAAUGGCAACGGUAACGGCAACGGCAACGGGAACGGCAGUGGCAAUGGCAACGGCAAUGGAGGCGCUGAUCCGCCCCAGCAGCUGGGUCAGGUGGAGGUGCAUGUACCAGCUACGGCUACAUUGCCGCCGCCGUCGCCUGGCCAAGUGGAUGCAGAUGGCGUGGAUGCAGCUGGUGCCAGCGCUGCUGGCGAUGCUGGUGAUGAUGCGACCACUGGGGCAGCCGCCAGCUCAUUGCCGCCGUCGGAAAUUGGCGGACGUCCGCCGUUGGAUACCGCCUGCUCGGAUGGCGGUGGCGCCUCCAGCUUGGCCGGCGGCAUUGUGGGACCGCCCAGUCCGCUAACCGGCUGCUAUCUACUUAUUGUAAUGGGCGAGCCGCACUCCGAGGAGCACAAGGACAACAUCUUGCAGCAUCUGCUCAAGGGUUUCCUCUCCUGGGACGUAUCCGAUUGUCAUGUCGACUUGGAGGAGGAGCUCAAUACAAUAACACAACAUGCACCCGAGGGCGAGGAAGCGCGUCACGGUGAGCGACUAAUACAGUAUGCCAGCGAGAAUCUUGUGACGGAGGUGCUCAUACAUCCGCAGUAUAACACGCUUAUACAAUGUAUGCGCAAUCUACUAAGCAGUUUUACGCGGCAUCGUCACAUUAUACACGCCGGGUAUACCUUUAGCGGCAACGGUUCUUGGAUCCUACAGGAUGGCACCUUCUCGGUGGCUGACUUUGCGGAGGCAUUUCAAGAGCACGACGUACAAAGGGUAAUACGCGCCUAUGCGGAUACCAUAACGAUGAAUAUACACUGCGCAGAUGCUGGUCUGUGGCACACGUUGCCGGAUAAGGUUUUUUCACGCCAGUGUAAAAUACGCAUCAAUCCGGUAGAUGUCCUGGACACCAGUAGCGAGUACAUUAACGGCUUUAUAGACUAUCUGGCGCCAAUGCUGGUGCCAACUUCGUUGCGUGAGUUGCUGGAGACGUCCGAUGUGGUGGGCAAUAUACGUUUUACGCACCCCACUCUCUAUGUAUUUCCCGGUGGUCAGGGUGACGCCGCCCUCUUUGGCAUCAAUGGUUUUAACAUGCUGGUUGAUGGCGGCUUUAAUCGUAAGGCUUGUUUCUGGGACUUUGCACGUCAUUUGGAUCGCCUUGAUGCGGUGCUGAUGACGCGUCUGAACAACAGCAAUGUCCAGGGUCUUGGUGCUGUGGUGGCACGUAAGCGGGACUCCCACGUCUAUCCACAGAUCGGGCAUUUCUUUGGCAACGUUCCCGAUCGGAAGGGUGGCCUGCCCAGUCCUGAUGGUGAUAAGGAUCGUAAUCCGCUGCUCAUCGAUCUUUUUGAGCGCGGCCAUGGUCUCGUCAAUGAUCUAAAAUCGCUUGACCUCAAGCCGCAGUGCUGUUAUCGCAAUCAGGAGCCUAUUAAUCUGUACCACAAGGUCGGCCACGGAACCCUCGACAUGUAUGUGAUAAGCCCUUCGCGGGAUUCCAAAGAGGUCAAGGACUUUUUGCAGAAAUGGAAUGCAGGUGAUCAGCGUUUGUUUGCCGCACGCGACACCAAGGAGUUUAACUUCCCCUUGCAGAAUUUGGUAUCUAUCUGCGCGUUGCUUGUCUGGCAGCCAGCUAAUCCGGAUGAUACCAUAACCCGCAUCCUUUUUCCUGGCAGCACACCAGAUUUUAAGAUCCAGGAGGGUCUGGAGAAGCUCAAGCAUCUUGAGUUUAUGAAGCACUCAACAUGCACGGCCAAGUCUAUAGCCCCAGCUAUACAGACCGUGACCAGCACCAGAAAGACACUUAAAUCUGCCAUUGAGGGCACUCCACCCAGCGCCAGUUACAAGCCUAGCAAAUUCGGUCCAACAGCUAUCGCCGCUGUCGCUGUGCAGCAGGACAAUAAGGCCAAGGAAGCUAAGGAAGCAGCCGCAGCUGCAGUGGCGGCUACAGCAUCAGCAGUUUCAGCGGAAACAUCCGGCGAACAAGUGGACCGAUCUGCACCACUUGUUAGUGCCAAAGCGGACUCCGUAGACACAGAUGAGCCAGAGGCUGAGCCCGAGCUCGCUGUCGACACUGGCGAUGAGGGAGCGCCCGAGCCAUCCGUUCCCUCGACAGAGCCUGCCGAGCAGGAAGACAACAAGGAUGCUGAUGAAGAGAAAAAAGUGGAGGUGUUGAUUGUCAAGCCACAGCCGUCAACUGCGCCAGUUAAGGAUGCAGUUGACGCCCCCCCUACGGAGGCUGCUAGCAAGACAGCAAAGGCCACCAAAGGCAAGCCAGACAAGCCACGAGCGGAAGUCAAGCCAGUUGUACGGUCAAGAAUUGACAGCAAACCGCCCAAGUCCAUGGACCGGAAGCUGGUUAAGCGUGAGGAUAAAAAGAGUUCGCCUACCGCCACGCCAGCUGUAAGCCGAACGCCUGCUACACGUGAUAUCAAGCCGAAAAUAAUAACACGCACCACCAAGUCGAGUCCCAGCAGCACACCUGCUAAGAGUGCCAAGGAGGCCAACAACCGCAAGGUGCUUGAGUCCAAGCAGCAGGCGACGUCGGCGCGGCAGACUACUACCAGCACACGUCGCACUGUUAGCACCAUGGAAAAGAAGUCGCAACAGGUCGAGUCGAAAACAUCGCAGCACACAACGACACAGGCAGCGCAGCGCAAGCCUAUCUCACGAAGGCCACGUGGGGUAUCACCUUCCAAGCGGGCUCCAGCGCCAGGCAGCCCAAUUAAAUCAGCAAAGCCCAAGCCGGAUUUAAAGAAGUCGCGUCUGGAUAAGGGCGGCACCACAGAUUCCAGCCUGGUAUCCACACCGUCGGCGGAUGAGGCGACAGCAGCCAAAAAGAUGCUAGAGUUAAGCGCCUCGCAAGAGCUGGAUGCGGAAAAGCAACGUGAGUUGGACGAUCUAAAGGAGGAGCAGGAAGUGGUACGCGAAAUUGAAGCUGUGUUUAGUCGAGACGAGAUGAAGCGACAACACUUGAUCAAGGCGGAGCUGCGCGAGAUGGCCAAGCAGGACAGCACAACGGAAGCCGAGGAAGAAGAAGAAUACUUGAUUAUUGAAAAGGAAGAGGUCGAGCAGUACACUGAGGACUCAAUUAUUGAACAAGAGCAGGAGAGCAGCAUGACAAAGGAGGAGGAGAUUCAAAAGCAUCAACGCGACUCGCAGGAAUCAGAAAAAAAGCGUAAGAAAAGCGCCGAGGAGGAAAUCGAAGCGGCAAUCGCCAAGGCUGAAGCAGAGGAGCGCAAGGCUCGUCUGGAGAGUAGCGAUGCGGCGAGACAUGAGAUGCACGAACAGCUGGCAACAACCGAAAAAACAGAAAUCAAGGCUGAGGUUCAAGAGAUCAUAUCCACUGCCAAGGACCUUGUAAAGUCCCGCACUGAAGAGCAACUGCCGCAAGCAAAACAAGUUGAGGAGGAGUUCUCUUCUCCGACGCCCGACGAUAAGCUCAGCAGUGCCAAGAAAACGUCAGAUACUAAAGACGAACCGAUCGAAGCUCCCGAGGCGCUGCCUAUAAACUUACAAGAAAGUCUUCCAGAGGAGAAAUUCUCGGCCACCAUCGAAUCGGGAGCUACUACAGCACCCACCUUACCAGAAGAUGAACGAAUUCCGUUGGACAAAAUCAAAGAGGACUUGGUCAUCGAGGAGAAAUAUGUCAAAGAGGAAACCAAGGAGAUAGAAACUAUUGUUGUGGCUACUGUUGCAGUUCCCAUCGCAGCAGUAGCAGCAUCAACCAUCAUCGCAACAACCGAAACCAAAAUUGAGGUUACUGAGCCGCUUGCCACCGGCGUGGACUCUGCGGAACGUAUAUUACCCAAGAAAAUGACAUUUGAAGCCCAACAGAGUCUGAUGCGUGAUGUUAUCAAGACACCCGACGAGGUUGCAGAUUUGCCGGUUCAUGAGGAAGCUGACUUAGGGCUGUACGAGAAGGAUACGCACGAUGCUGGCCCCAAGAGUAUUUCACACAAAGAAGAGACGGCCAAAGAGGAGAAAGAGACCGAAGAUGAAAAGGAAGUCAAGGAAAUGGAAGCAGCAGAUGAUGCGGACCAUGUGUCUGAGCCAAAACAGGAGAUUUUGGAAAACAUUAUUGCGAAAACAGAGAUUACCGCUAAACUUGAAUCUGACGAACAAAAAACUGAGGUAGCCGUUGUUAAAACAACCGAAAUUGUAAGUAAUGCUAUUUCGGAGAGCUAUAAUAUAGAGGUGGACCUUGAAAAACCGACUGAUAAAGCAAACAAACAAUUGGCAAUUACACCAGAUGAAAAAGAAGCCAGCGAAAUAACUUCUGAAGAUGAAUUGCCAGCGCAUCUUGUGCAACCCAUCGUCGCACCAACAAAAGUUAAAGACCGAGAAGACACUGUAUCUCUCGAGAGCCCCGCAACAAUUGAAGAAGCAAUUGAAGUUGAAAUUCAUAUUUCCAAAGAAGAAACACAAAAGCAAGCACCUUUAGUAGCCGAAGAGUCUAGUGAGGACAAAUUAAAACCAGAGCUCAUUACGGCUGUCAAAUUACUUCCAGACUCCAAAGAAACCUUAAAAACCGGAUCGGACGAGCAUGAAAAGCCAGAAAAUAUAAAAGACAAAAAGUCAACAGAGCCUUCGCGACGUGAAUCAGUUGCGGAGAGUUUGAAACCAGAAAUUCAGAAGGAUGAACAGUCUCUACCUGCAUCUAAGGAAGCAUCACGACCCGGUUCCGUGGUAGAAAGUGUAAAAGACGAGCACGAGAAACCAGAAAGUGUUAAGGACGAAAAGUCUACAGAGCAAUCACGACGUGAAUCAGUUGCGGAGAGUGCGAAACCAGUAAGCCUGAAGGAUGAAAAGUCUCUACCUGCAUCUAAGGAAGCCUCACGGCCCGGUUCCGUAGCAGAAAGUGUGAAAGACGAACACGAGAAACCAGAAAGUGUUAAGGACGAAAAGUCGACAGCGCCUUCACGGCGUGAAUCAGUUGCGGAGAGUGCGAAACCAGAAAGCUUGAAGGAUGAAAAGUCCCUACCCACAUCUAAGGAAGUAUCACGACCCAGUUCCGUAGCAGAAAGUGUUAAAGACGAGCACGCUAAACCAGAAAGUGUCAAGGACGAAAAGUCUACAGGGCCUUCACGACGUGAAUCAGUUGCGGAGAGUGCGAAACCAGAAAGCUUGAAGGAUGAAAAGUCUCUACCUCCAUCCAAGGAAGCAACAAGACCCGGUUCCGUAGCAGAAAGUGUUAAAGAUGAUCACGAUAAACCAGAAGCUGAAAAGGACGAAAAGUCUACAGCAACUUCACGACGUGAAUCAGUUGCGGAAAGUGCGAAACCAGAAAGCUUGAAGGAUGAAAAGUCUCUACCUGCAUCUAAGGAAGCAACACGGCCCGGUUCCGUGGCAGAAAGUGUAAAAGACGAGCACGAAAAACCAGAAAGUGUCAAGGACGAAAAGUCUACAGAGCCUUCACGACGUGAAUCAGUUGCGGAGAGUGCGAAUCCAGAAAGCUUGAAGGAUGAAAAGUCUCUACCUCCAUCCAAGGAAGCAACAAGACCCGGUUCCGUAGCAGAAAGUGUUAAAGACGAUCACGAUAAGCCAGAAGCUGUAAAGGACGAAAAGUCAACAGAGCCUUCACGACGUGAAUCAGUUGCGGAGAGUGCGAAACCAGAAAGCUUGAAGGAUGAAAAGUCCCUACCUGCAUCUAAGGAAGCAUCACGGCCCGGUUCCGUGGUAGAAAGUGUGAAAGACGAGCACGAUAAACCAGAAAGUGUCAAGGACGAAAAGUCGACAGCGCCUUCACGACGUGAAUCAGUUGCGGAGAGUGCGAAACCAGAAAGCUUGAAGGAUGAAAAGUCCCUACCUGCAUCUAAGGAAGCAUCACGGCCCGGUUCCGUGGUAGAAAGUGUGAAAGACGAGCACGAUAAACCAGAAGCUGUAAAGGACGAAAAGUCAACAGAGCCUUCACGACGUGAAUCAGUUGCGGAGAGUGCGAAACCAGAAAGCUUGAAGGAUGAAAAGUCCCUACCUGCAUCUAAGGAAGCAUCACGGCCCGGUUCCGUGGUAGAAAGUGUGAAAGACGAGCACGAUAAACCAGAAAGUGUCAAGGACGAAAAGUCGACAGCGCCUUCACGACGUGAAUCAGUUGCGGAGAGUGCGAAACCAGAAAGCUUGAAGGAUGAAAAGUCCCUACCUCCAUCCAAGGAAGCAACAAGGCCCGGUUCCGUAGCAGAAAGUGUUAAAGACGAUCACGAUAAGCCAGAAGCUGUAAAGGACGAAAAGUCAACAGAGCCUUCACGACGUGAAUCAGUUGCGGAGAGUACGAAACCAGAAAGCUUGAAGGAUGAAAAGUCUCUACCUGCAUCUAAGGAAACAUCACGGCCCGGUUCCGUAGCAGAAAGUGUUAAAGACGAUCACGAUAAACCAGAAGCUGUAAAGGACGAAAAGUCAACAGAGCCUCCACGACGUGAAUCAGUUGCGGAGAGUGAGAAACCAGAAAGCUUGAAGGAUGAAAAGUCCCUACCUGCAUCUAAGGAAACAUCCCGGCCCGGUUCCGUGGUAGAAAGUGUGAAAGACGAGCACGAUAAACCAGAAAGUGUCAAGGACGAAAAGUCGACAGCGCCUUCACGACGUGAAUCAGUUGCGGAGAGUACGAAACCAGAAAACUUGAAAGAUGAAAAGUCUCUAGCUGCAUCUAAAGAAGCAUCACGGCCAGGUUCCGUAACAGAAAGUGUUAAAGACGAUCACGAUAAACCAGAAGCUGUAAAGGACGAAAAGUCAACAGAGCCUUCACGACGUGAAUCAGUUGCGGAGAGUGCGAAACCAGAAAGCUUGAAGGAUGAAAAGUCCCUACCUGCAUCUAAGGAAGCAUCACGGCCCGGUUCCGUGGUAGAAAGUGUGAAAGACGAGCACGAGAAGCCGGAAAGUGUAGAUGGCGAAAAAUCUACAGACGCUUCACGACGUGAAUCAGUUGCGGAGACUGCGAAACUAGAAAGCUUGAAGGAUGAAAAGCCCCUACCUGCAUCUAAGGAAGCAUCACGGCCCGAUUCCGUGGUAGAAAGUGUGAAAGACGAGCAGGAGAAACCAGAGAGUGUAAAAGACGAAAACUCUACAGAGCCUUCACGACGUGCGUCAGUUGCGGAAAGUGCGAAACCAGAAAGCUUGAAGGAUGAAAAGUCUCCACCUGCAUCUAAGGAAGCAUCACGGCCCGGUUCCGUGGUAGAAAGUGUGAAAGACGAGCACGAUAAACCAGAAAGUGUCAAGGACGAAAAGUCGACAGCGCCUUCACGACGUGAAUCAGUUGCGGAGAGUACGAAACCAGAAAGCUUGAAAGAUGAAAAGUCUCUAGCUGCAUCUAAGGAAGCAUCACGGCCCGGAUCCGUAGCAGAAAGUGUGAAAGAUGAGCACGAGAAAUCAGAGAGUGUAAAAGACGAAAAAUCUGCAGAGCCUUCACGACGUGCGUCAGUUGCGGAAAGUGCGAAACCAGAAAGCUUGAAGGAUGAAAAGUCUUUACCUGCAUCUAAGGAAGCAUCACGGCCCGGUUCCGUAGUCGAAAGUGUGCAAGACGAACAGGAGAAACCAGAAAGUGUAAAGGACGAAAAGUCUACAGCAACUUCACGACGUGAAUCAGUUGCGGAAAGUGCGAAACCAGAAAGCUUGAAGGAUGAAAAGUCUCUACCUGCAUCUAAGGAAGCAUCACGGCCCGGUUCCGUGGUAGAAAGUGUGAAAGACGAGCACGAUAAACCAGAAAGUGUCAAGGACGAAAAGUCGACAGCGCCUUCACGACGUGAAUCAGUUGCGGAGAGUACGAAACCAGAAAGCUUGAAAGAUGAAAAGUCUCUAGCUGCAUCUAAGGAAGCAUCACGGCCCGGUUCCGUAGCAGAAAGCGUGAAAGACGAGCACGAGAAGCCGGAAAGUGUAAAGGACGAAAAAUCCACAGAGCCUUCACGACGUGAUUCAGUUGCGGAGAGUGCGAAACCAGAAAGCUUGAAGGAUGAAAAGUCUCUACCUGCAUCUAAGGAAGCAUCACGGCCCGGUUCCGUAGUCGAAAGUGUGCAAGACGAACAGGAAAAACCAGAAAGUGUAAAGGACGAAAAGUCUACAGAGCCUUCACGACGUGAAUCAGUUGCGGAGAGUACAAAACCAGAAAGCUUGAAGGAUGUAAAGUCUCUACCUGCAUCUAAGGAAGCAUCACGGCCCACUUCCGUAGUAGAAAGUGUGAAAGACGAGCAUGAGAAACCGGAAAAUGUAAAGGACGAAAAGUCUACAGAGCCUUCACGACGUGAAUCAGUUGCGGAGAGUACGAAACCAGAAAGCUUGAAGGAUGAAAAGUCUCUACCUGCAUCGAAGGAAGCAUCACGGCCCGGUUCCGUGGCAGAAACUGUGAAAGACGAUCACGAUAAACCAGAAAGUGUAAAGGACGAAAAGUCUGCAGAGCCUUCACGACGUGAAUCAGUUGCGGAGAGUGUGAAACCAGAAAGCUUGAAGGAUGAAAAGUCUCUACCUGCAUCUAAGGAAGCAUCACGGCCCACUUCCGUAGUAGAAAGUGUGAAAGACGAGCAUGAGAAACCGGAAAGUGUAAAGGACGAAAAGUCUACAGAGCCUUCACGACGUGAAUCAGUUGCGGAGAGUGCGAAACCAGAAAGCUUGAAGGAUGAAAAGUCUCUACCUGCAUCUAAGGAAGCAUCACGGCCCACUUCCGUAGUAGAAAGUGUGAAAGACGAGCAUGAGAAACCGGAAAGUGUAAAGGACGAAAAGUCUACAGAGCCUUCACGACGUGAAUCAGUUGCGGAGAGUACGAAACCAGAAAGCUUGAAGGAUGAAAAGUCUCUACCUGCAUCGAAGGAAGCAUCACGGCCCGGUUCCGUGGCAGAAAGUGUGAAAGACGAUCACGAUAAACCAGAAAGUGUAAAGGACGAAAAGUCUGCAGAGCCUUCACGACGUGAAUCAGUUGCGGAGAGUGUGAAACCGGAAAGCUUGAAGGAUGAAAAGUCUCUACCUGUAUCUAAGGAAGCAUCACGGCCCGGUUCUGUAGUAGAAAGUUUGAAAGACGAACAUGAGAAACCGGAAAGUGUAAAGGACGAAAAGUCUACAGAGCCUUCACGGCGUGAAUCAGUUGCGGAGAGUACGAAACCAGAAAGCUUGAAGGAUGAAAAGUCUUUACCUGCAUCUAAGGAAGCAUCACGGCCCGGUUCCGUAGUAGAAAGUUUGAAAGACGAACAUGAGAAACCGGAAAGUGUAAAGGACGAAAAGUCUACAGAGCCUUCACGACGUGAAUCUGUUGCUGAGAGUACGAAACCAGAAAGCUUGAAGGAUGAAAAGUCUAUACCUGCAUCUAGGGAAGCAUCACGGCCCGGUUCCGUAGUAGAAAGUGUGCAAGACGAACAGGAGAAACCAGAAAGUGUAAAGGACGAAAAGUCUACAGAGCAAUCACGACGUGAAUCAGUUGCGGAGAGUGCGAAACCAGUAAGCCUGAAGGAUGAAAAGUCUCUACCUGCAUCUAAGGAAGCCUCACGGCCCGGUUCCGUAGCAGAAAGUGUGAAAGACGAACACGAGAAACCAGAAAGUGUAAGGGACGAAAAGUCUGCAGAGCCUUCACGACGUGAAUCAGUUGCGGAGAGUGUGAAACCGGAAAGCUUGAAGGACGAGAAGUCUCAACAUGCAUCUAAGGAAGUAUCACGACCCGGUUCCGUAGCAGAAAGUGUAAAAGGUGAGCAAGAGAAGCCAGAAAGUGUUAAAGACGAAAAGUCUGCAGAGCCUUCACGACGUGAGUCAGUUGCGGAGAGUGCGAAACCAGAAAGCUUGAAGGAUGAAAAGUCUCUACCUGCAUCUAAGGAAGCAACACGGCCCGGUUCCGUAGCAGAAAGUGUGAAAGACGAACACGAGAAACCAGAAAGUGUAAGGGACGAAAAGUCUGCAGAGCCUUCACGACGUGAAUCAGUUGCGGAGAGUGUGAAACCGGAAAGCUUGAAGGAUGAGAAGUCUCAACAUGCAUCUAAGGAGGUAUCACGACCCGGUUCCGUAGCAGAAAGUGUAAAAGGUGAGCAAGAGAAGCCAGAAAGUGUUAAAGACGAAAAGUCUGCGGAGCCUUCACGACGUGAAUCAGUUGCGGAGAGUAAGAAACCAGAAAGCUUGAAGGAUGAAAAGUCUCUACCUGCAUCUAAGGAAACAUCACGGCCCGGUUCCGUAGUCGAAAGUGUGCAAGACGAUCACGAUAAACCAGAAGCUGUUAAGGACGAAAAGUCUACAGAGCCUUCACGACCUGAAUCAGUUGCGGAGAGUACGAAACCAGAAAGCUUGAAGGAUGAAAAGUCUCUACCUGCAUCUAAGGAAGCAUCACGGCCCGGUUCCGUAGUCGAAAGUGUGCAAGACGAACAGGAGAAACCAGAAAGUGUAAAGGACGAAAAGUCUACAGAGCCAUCACGACGUGAAUCAGUUGCGGAGAGUGCGAAACCAGUAAGCUUGAAGGAUGAAAAGUCUCUACCUGCAUCUAAGGAAGCCUCACGGCCCGGUUCCGUAGUAGAAAGUGUGAAAGACGAGCACGAGAAACCAGAAAGUGUUAAGGACGAAAAGUCUACAGAGCCUUCACGACGUGAAUCAGUUGCGGAGAGUACGAAACCAGAAAGCUUGAAGGAUGAAAAGUCUCUACCUUCAUCUAAGGAAGCAUCACGGCCCGGUUCCGUAGUCGAAAGUGUGCAAGACGAACAUGAGAAACCAGAAAGUGUAAAGGACGAAAAGUCUACAGAGCCUUCACGACGUGAAUCAGUUGCGGAGAGUGCGAAACCAGAAAGCUUGAAGGAUGAAGAGUCUCAACCUGCAUCUAAGGAAGCAUCACGGCCCAGUUCCGUGGCAGAAAGUGUAAAAGACGAGCGCGAUAAACCAGAAUGUAAAGAGAAGUCAACAGCGCCUUCACGACGUGAAUCAGUUGCGGAGAGUGCGAAACCAGAAAGCGUGAAGGAUGACAGGUCUCUACCUGCAUCCAAGGAAGCAACACGGCCCGGUUCCGUAGCAGAAAGUGUAAAAGGUGAGCAAGAGAAGCCAGACAGUGUUAAAGACGAAAAGUCUGCAGAGCCUUCACGACGUGAGUCAGUUGCGGAGAGUGCCAAACCAGAAACCUUGAAGGAUGAAAAUUCUCUACCUGCAUCCAAGGAAGCAACACGGCCCGGUUCCGUAGCGGAAAGUGUUAAAGACGAUCACGAUAAACCAGAAGCUGUAAAGGACGAAAAGUCAACAGAGCCUUCACGACAUGAAUCAGUUGCGGAGAUUGUGAAACCGGAAAGCUUGAAGGAUGAAAAGUCUUUACCUGCAUCCAAGGAAGCAUCACGGCCCGGUUCCGUAGCAGAAAGUGUAAAAGGUGAGCAAGAGAAGCCAGAAAGUGUUAAAGACGAAAAGUCUGCAGAGCCUUCACGACGUGAGUCAGUUGCGGAGAGUGCCAAACCAGAAAGCUUGAAGGAUGAAAAUUCUCUACCUGCAUCCAAGUUAGCAACACGGCCCGGUUCCGUAGCGGAAAGUGUAAAAGGUGAGCAAGAGAAGCCAGAAAGUGUUAAAGACGAAAAGUCUGCAGAGCCUUCACGACGUGAGUUAGUUGCGGAGAGUGCCAAACCAGAAAGCUUGAAGGAUGAAAAAUCUUUACCUGCAUCUAAGGAAGCAACACGACCUGGUUCCGUAGCAGAAAGUGUACAAGACGAGCACGAGAAACCAGACGAAGCGUCCUUAGAGCCUUCUCGACGUGAAUCAGUUGCGAAGAUUGUGAAACCGGAAAGCUUGAAGGAUGAAAAGUCUUUACCUGCAUCUAAGGAAGCAUCACGGCCCGGUUCCGUAGUAGAAAGUUUGAAAGACGAACAUGAGAAGCCAGAAAGUGUUAAGGACGUAGAGUCUACAGUGCCUUCACGACGUGAAUCAGUUACGGAGAGUACGAAACCAGAAAGCAUAAAGGAUGAAAAGUCUCUACCUGCAUCUAAGGAAGCAACACGACCUGGUUCCGUAGCAGAAAGUGUACAAGACGAGCACGAGAAACCAGACAAAGCGUCCUUAGAGCCUUCUCGACGUGAAUCCGUUGCGGAGAUAAUUAAACCGGAGAGUGUUAACGAUAACAAGUCUCUGCCUGUAUCCAAAGAGGCAUCACGACCUGGUUCAGUAGCCGAAAGUGUAAAAGACGAACAUGUUAAACCAAGGAGUCUGAGGGACGAUAAGUCUGCAGAGCUUUCCCGCCGUGAAUCCGUUUCGGGGAGUAUAAAACCGGAAAGUGUAAAGGAUGACAAGUCUCUUCCAGUCUCCAAGGAAACAUCACGCCCUGGUUCAGUUACCGAAAGUUUGGAAGAUGAACAUGAAAAGCCAGAAAGUGUAAGGGACGAAAAGUCAACCGAGCCUUCUCGACGUGAAUCCGCUGUGGAUAGUAUAAAGCCCGAGAGUUUGGGGAAUGACAAGUCUCUACCUGUCUCCAAGGAAGCAUCACGACCUGGCUCUGUCGCCCAAAGUGUAAAAGAGGAACAUGAAAAAACAGAAAGUUUGAAGGACGAAAAGUCUGAAGAGCAUUCCCGUCGUGAAUCCGUUGCGGAGAGUACAAAACCGGCGAGUUUGAGGGAUGACAUGUCUAUUUCUGUCUCCUCAAAACCUUCACAUUCUGUAGCUGCGGCCGAAGAUAACAUCUUUGACGAACCUUCUCAUCGAGAAUCCAUACCUGAAGGGGAGAAAUAUGCUACCCAAACUGUACCGUCGCCAAUUAAUUUAGACUUUUUGUGUGAGCAUCUCAAAAAAGAUACAUGUUCCCAUAGUCUGGAAUCCAAAGGGGAUUUCCCAACUCUUUCCAGCCCUAUUAAGAUUGCUGAAGGUAAUUUUGCAGUGGCAACUUCUCUGUCCGAGACACUUGAACUAGCCAAGCCGGAGGAGCGCUCUGAUGUUGCUACACCAAAAACUGCAUCCAGCCCUGUAGAUGAAGCCGUAAGCUAUGUUACUGAAAUUAAGAAGUCUGACUUAAAAGAGGGAAGUUUUAAGUCCCCAAUAGCAUCAAAAGAAGUAUCGCGGCCAGGAUCAGUAGUCGAGAGUAUAAAGGACGAUAGUGGAAAGGCAAAAAUAGAGGACCCAUCCUGUCAGAAAUCACCUUUCGAAAGUUCAAUGCCCCUUAGUAUAAAGGAGGAAAUGUAUCUAGCUUUUUCCAACGAUGCAUCACCCGGUACCGUACCACUCAGUGUGAAGGGUCAACCAGAAAAGCCAGAAAGUGUAGAAUCUGUUGCUGAACUUGUACCUGAACUUGAUAAGGGUGACAAGUUUAAAGAACCUUCCCACCUCGAAUCAGCAUCCGACAGCAAGUCCUUACCAGCUUCUAAAGACGCUUCGCGACCCCCAUCGGUUGCAGAGAGUGUGAAGGGUGAAACUGACGAUAGAGAAUCUGUUGCGGAAACAACAACGUCAGAGACUCUGAAGGGUGAUAAGUCUUUGCCAGCCUCUAAAGAAGUAUCACGUCCCGGAUCUGUGGUAGAAACUGUGAAAGAUGAAUCGGAAAAACCUAAAUCUGUUAAGGACGAUAACCUAAAAGAUAAGGAACCAUCGCGUCCAGCAUCAUUAAUUGAGAGUGCGAAGUCAAAUGAACCUUAUCGUCCUGCGUCCGUAACAGAAACGGCUUCGUCACCUAUUGACGAAGCCUCAAGGGAACCCAUUUUGGUAGCCCUCUCAUCUGCUGAAAUCAAAGGAAAUUACCCUACAGUAUCCAGUCCUGUCGAUGUUGCCUUAGGCGAAUUUUCUCAUACAAUGUCAGGGGCAAUCGAACUAGACAAGCCUGCCGAGCACACCACCGUUGGAGCUAUACUUACUGCUUCUAGUCCUGUGGAUGAGGCAGCUAAAAUUUUCGCAUCAAUUGAAACCAUUGAAGAACAUAUCACUUCCCAGGCAGUUCCUAGUAAAUUGGACGAAAUCAGCUCGUUCUGCGAAGAUAAACUGCAAUCGCUUACCGAGCCGCUAAGCCAAAAAGCAGAAACUGUAAUUGAUACAGUAAGCCAUAAACUGGAAAGCGCUAAAGAUUUUGUAGUGGAGUCCUUGGAGCAAAUAACAACGGAAAGUUCAAAAUCUUUAACGGACAUUGAAGCUCUUAAGGAUUCAAAGGUCAUUGAGAUUUCCAAAACAGCAACUAUCGCGGAAGAGAAACAGCACGAAGUUAUUGAAAAAGUGUUGUCGACUUCGGAGGUAUUAUCUCAAAAGUUGGCUCAGGCAAGUUCAAUUAUAGAACCUGCCACCGAUAUGCCUGAAGAUGCCAGUGCCAAAGGCAACCUUGACUUGAGUGGUUUUUCAGAGCUUCGUGAAACACACAUUACCACAGUGGAUUCACCCGAAUUUAAAGUCACUAUUUGCGAACGUGAUGAGAGUAUUCUGCAUGAUAUAAAAGAAGAGGACGAGGAGCAUAGAUUUUCGCCACCGACCGAAAAGGGAGCUUUGCUACCACAGCAACCAAUGCGUCCCCUCUCGCCACGUGAAGAAGAGGUUGCCAAGAUUGUUGCCAAUGUAGCCAAGGUUUUGAAGUCAGAUAAAGCUAUUACAGAUAUAAUACCUGGGUUCAAUGAGGAGCAAUUGGAGGAAAAACUCAAAACUACAGCUGAAAUUGAAGUGGUGGAUUUACAGAAAACGACUUUACCUGAACCUCUAUCGGGUAAAAUAACUCCAACAGCGGAUCUUGCCUUAGAUGAAAAGAUAUUAGAUAUGAAAAUGAUGAAAGUAGAUAUUGAAUCAGAAAAGUCAUCACCAGAUCAAAAGUCUGGGCCCAUUUCAAUUGAAGAGAAGGACAAAAUUGAGCAGUCUGAAAAGGCACAACUGCAAGAAGGAGCUGCAAAAGUUGCUAUCUUUGAAGUAGCUAAGGAUAGUUCCAGGCCAGAAUCAGCUACAAGCCAGUCGGGACCUCUAGAAUCAUUACCAUCUCACCCCGAGUCCGUAGCAAGCCAAAAAGGGGAGGAAAAACCGGAGCAUUCCUUAGAUUUGUCAAGGGAAAUAUCACGGCCUGUAUCAGUGGCCAGUUUAAAAGAGGAAUCCGAGCACAAAGAUGAAAGUUCCACAACUCCAGCAAAAGACAUUGCCAGACACGAGUCGAUUGCAAGCCAUAUAAGUGAAAAGGAAGCCGGCAGCAUUGAGUCUGACUCUAGACGCGAAUCAAUAUCAGUAGCUGGAUCGGCAAAACUAGAUGUUUCCGCCACAGCAUCUAAAGAUGUAACUCGUCCAGGAUCCGCUGCCAGUCAGGCCAGUGAAAAGACCAAGGAAUGCCCCCGCCCGGAAUCAGUAGAGGGGGAGCCAAUAUCUUCGCGACCAGCAUCAGGUGCUAGUCGUAUCAGCACCAAGGAUGAAGAGACUUCCGACUCCCAGCGCGAUUCAAAUCUGGUCUCGAUAAUGGAAAGCAAAAAGGAAGAGAAAUCGAGCGAAUCAACAACCACCUCCAAGUCAGUUAUAAAUGAAAUGAAUCUAAAAGAAGAAUCUAUGAGCGAAUCCCUAAGUAGCAGCAUGAAGGUGGAGGACAGCUCGAGACGGGAGUCUCUAUCAAGCUUGCUGACCGAUAAAGAAACCACCAAAUCUGCAAGCACUAGCGUCAAGGAGGAAAAUGAACGUAUUACAAAGAUUAUGGAGAAGACAACAGCUUCAGAAGUGGAGGAGCUGCUCAUUCAAUCCGAAGAAUGCUCCUCGGAGUCUAUAGUCAGUGAGAUUCAAACUUCGAGCACCCAAAAGUCAAGUGGUCAAAGCACAAGCAAGGAAACCACAAGCACCUCUGUUCAGGAGUCAGUCAAGGACAGCCUCAAGGAAACGGUAGCAGAAUUCUUGGCUACAGAGAAAAUAAUUGCCGCCAAAGAAACAUUCAGCGCUGAGGCCACCAAAACAACUGAUGAGUGUCUGAAGAAGAUAUCCAGUGUAACCUCAUCUCAGAAGCCUUUGUUUGUUGGCACAGACGAAUCCCGGCGUGAAUCGAUGCUCAGUCAGACCAGCGAGGGUCGGCAAACGCACAGCGACCCCGAGGAGGAUAGUGAUGAUGAUGGACACGCCAGUCUAAAAGAGGCUCGUUCCAAGUCCAUUGCCACCAUCAUGAUGACCAGCAUCUACAAGCCCUCCGAGGAGCUUGACACGAUUGACGCCCUUAAAGAAGACGAGCAUGAAGAUCAGGAGGAGCUUAAACAGGAUGAUCACGACAAGGCACCCAAGGAGACAAAAUCGACUACUUCCCUUACAGACACAACCACUAAAACAACCACACUACUGCAAUCCAGCGAACAGAUCAGCAGCACCACCAUGAAAACUAGCUCGACAGACUUAAAGACAAAAGUCGAGUCCAUUACACUGUCACAAACACAAACACAAGGUGAGCAAGCAGUUGACAGCACAGAUCGCAAGACACCGCCAACAGCACCGGUCAGUCCCAGCGUUAAGCCGGUGAGCACCACAAGCACCACAAGCACCACAAGCACCACAAGCAUCACAAGCACCGCGGCCACGGGCUCUAGUUGCGCCAAGAGCGAAUCUAGCGCUGCCAGUAUAGCAUCAACAUCGGGCCCAUUGUCGCCCAAAGACAUUAGUGGUAAGUCUAGUCCUGGUGCAUUAACAUCUGAAAGUCAAUCCAUACCAACACCGUUAGGGCGUGAGUCGCACACCGAGACGCCAGAGUCAUCUCCCAAGCCCACUUCUCCUUUCCCGCGGGUCAGCAAGGACGAGCUGAAGUCCUUAGGUGUAACAGCGGAGCCCGAUGCAAGUGAGAUCAGCGCCGACUCCAGUGAUCUGCUCCCCGAGCUGCACGAGUUGCGCGGCAUUGAGAGCACCACAGCGCUCAGCGGAAGCACUGAAAAGAUCAUAACGACAACCAUAACGACAGUUACCAAGGUCAUCUCUGCCGAUGGCAAGGAGAUUGUGACUGAACAAAAGACAGUCACCACAACCGACAGCUCAGAGCCAGACAGCGAGAAAGUGGUGGUCACCACCACUCGCACAACCAGCGAAAGCGAGAAAAGCGAACGCGAUCAAAUCCUGCCCAAGGAAGUAGCCAUGCUACGCGGCAUUUAUCGCUCCAGCACGCCCGGCAGUGAUGAUGAACGUUUGGCUGGUGCCAUGAGUGACGAUGAGCUGCCUGGCACGCCACGUAGCGCUAGCUACGAUCUGCAGCACUCCAGCUCUGGCAUAAGCAAGCGCUCUGAUCUCGAUGGCGAUGACAGCCAAGAUGAUAUACCGCCGCAGUACGGUAGCGAAGAGCAUUCCACUGCGCGCGCCAUUCUGCAGCCCCGCGCAGCCGAUCCCAUGGCAACCUCCUUUUAUGGCGCACUUCCCGAUAGCUUUGAUGCCAAGCCCAGCACUGAGCCAAUACCUAUACGGGGUGCCAUACUGAUGACCUACACUGACUCACCACCAGCCAGCCAGUCAUCCGAGAGUGUGGAGAGCACCAGCCAAACCUGGGCCGGACACAAGUUCCUGGAUGAGGCCGACAAGGACUUCCAAAAGGCACUCGAGGAGCACGUACAGGCUCGCGGCGCCGAAGUAAUGUCUUCCGUGACCGCCAAGUAUUCCUACUCACCAUCCAAGGCCGAGGAGGUCGAGCAGAUUGUCAGCGGCACUGCCGAGCGACAGCGCUUCCCCCUCAGUGAUGUCCAGAAGGUACGCAGCGGCGACAAUCUCUUGGUGAGCUUCGGCACUUCAAGCCCCUCUGUUGGCGGUGCAUCUGCCAGCACUGCAACCACCACUGGCGCUGACAGCAGCAGCGCAGUGACAACAGCAACAGCAACAGCAGCAACAACAACAACAACCGCAGCAACUGCAACAACAACUAGCACAAGCAGCACAACCGGCACCCUGCCAAAGGAUCGUCUUGAGGAGUGGGGCAAGCCACUCGGCCUGCCAUCACCGGCACCAUUGCCGGUCGAAGGCACCGAUAUACGCACCACGCCCAAGAAGGAGCGUCGCUUGGUGGCCACCAAGACGCGUCUGAACAAUGAAAAGAAUCUCCGCAAGCGUAGCGAAUCACCCAACAAGGCGAAGAAGCCCGCACCUGUCUAUGUGGAUCUUACCUACGUGCCGCACAAUGGCAACUCCUACUAUGCACACGUCGACUUCUUCAAGCGUGUCCGUGCUCGCUACUAUGUCUUCUCUGGCACCGAGCCCAGCCGUCAGGUCUACGAUGCCCUACUGGAGGCCAAACAAACCUGGGAAGACAAGGAGCUAGAGGUAACCAUUAUACCAACAUAUGAUACCGACGUGUUGGGCUACUGGGUAGCCGAGAAUGAGGAGCUGCUUGCCAAGCACCGCAUUGAUCUGUCACCAUCUGCUUCGCGUUGCACAAUUAACUUGCAGGAUCAUGAGACCUCGUGCUCCGCAUAUCGCUUAGAGUUCUAGGCCACGGGCUUGUUUAUUGCAUUUGACGAUGACGACUAAAAUCUACAAAAAACAAAAAAAAAAAAAAACAAUUAUUUCAAAUAUCUUAUACCACACUGACAGCGAUUUGAGUGCGUCCCCCUUGUAAACCUUAAUGGGGCUAACAACAGCAAUCAACACACACACACACACACAGACACACACUCACACAAGACGACUUUCAAUUUUUGAGCUUAACGAUGACGACACAAAUUUCAAAAACAUACAAGAAACACACAACGAAAAUGACAAAAACACAAAUUGCGACUAAAGCUGGAAACAAAACUUGACACGAAAAAAAGAAACAACAAAAUGCAAUACGCAAAAUGCCGUGCGCCAACGAAAAGCUAAGAAAAAACACUUUCGGAAAUGAAGAACAAACAAAAAGCUGAAUAUGGCGGAGUAACGGGUCAUCUUGGAUGACGCCAUUUUGUUUGCCAAUGCCGUCUAUUUAUGCUUUUUGUUAAUUUUUUUCCAAAUGCAGUAAGCAAGGUAAUUAAUAUACAUUAAUUUUCAACAAUUAAUUACCGAACAAUGCAAAAAAAAAAAAAAAAACACUAACAUUAAACUUUCCAAAGAAGCGCUACGUGCCAGAAAAAAAUAUAUACAAAGACAAACGUAAAAUCCCAUAAAUAUAUAUAAUGUUUAUGUAUUUGUUGCUUUCAUUAAACGUCAAGCUACCUUGCAUAGUAAUCCAAAGAUCAAAAUUGUUUUCAAAACCGCAUAGCAAAAAUAUACAAAAGGAAAUUAUACAAAAAGAA
Messenger RNA from Drosophila novamexicana, 19749 nucleotides. It is a transcript of the gene futsch, whose product is annotated as microtubule-associated protein futsch. Gene Ontology annotation, molecular function: actin binding; microtubule binding. Gene Ontology annotation, cellular component: cytosol; synapse; neuronal cell body. The transcript has 7 exons. The coding region runs from base 572 to 18970 and encodes 6132 amino acids. NCBI's taxonomy places the organism in Eukaryota, Metazoa, Arthropoda, Insecta, Diptera, Drosophilidae. Gene Ontology annotation, biological process: microtubule cytoskeleton organization; dendrite development; axonogenesis. The record is from RefSeq and is a predicted model, not a curated record.